Messenger RNA from Sarcophilus harrisii (Tasmanian devil), 3087 nucleotides. It is a transcript of the gene ADAM30, whose product is annotated as ADAM metallopeptidase domain 30. The transcript has 2 exons. Gene Ontology annotation, cellular component: plasma membrane; sperm head plasma membrane; external side of plasma membrane. Gene Ontology annotation, biological process: male gonad development; proteolysis. NCBI's taxonomy places the organism in Eukaryota, Metazoa, Chordata, Mammalia, Dasyuromorphia, Dasyuridae. The record is from RefSeq and is a predicted model, not a curated record. Bases 1 to 2226 code for a protein of 741 amino acids. Gene Ontology annotation, molecular function: metalloendopeptidase activity.
AUGGGGGAAAGCCAGCAGGAAGCCUCCAUGAAUAGCUGCGGGAAGGAAGCGGGGAAGAUCGGAUUGGGGACGAUGGAUGCUGUGCCCUCCCUGGGAGGCUCCCUCCUACCACUCUGCCUGGUGACGCUCCUCCCUGGUUUGUCCGGCCUCAUUCAGGACUUCGUUUUCCUUCCAGACUGGGCCUUCUCCUCCUACGAGGUGAUCACCCCUCGGCAGCUAGGAACGCGCAGGGGGGACCCCGAGGGAGCCGGCGGGGUGUCCUACCUCCUGCGCGUGGAGGGCAAGAGGCACGUCGUUCAUUUGCGGGUCAAGAAGCUUCUGUUGUCUAGACACCUGCAGAUUUUCUCCUUCACAGAACGCGGAGCCAGACUGGAGGAUCAGCCUCACAUCCCUGCAGACUGCAACUAUGAGGGUUUUGUGGAGGGCUCCCAGGACUCCCAGGCUAUCUUGAGCACCUGCUUUGGGGGGCUUCGGGGGAUACUGAACAUGAAUGGAAGCCUUUACCAAGUGGAACCCCUGAAGGCCUCCACCAAAUUUGAACAUGUAUUAUAUCGCUUGAGAGAGGAACGGAUGGCCAACCAGACCUGCGGCUUAACUGACGAAGAAAUAGCCCGUCAAUUAGCCCAGAGUCAGAGGCUGGAGGUGCUUAGCAAGACAGAUUUUUCGGAGUCCUAUGUACACCUAAAGUAUAUAGAGUUGAUGCUCGUGAUGGACCACGACAGGUAUUUGACUCGACACUCCAAUAUGACGCAGAUGAUUGCUGAUUGCCUCACCUUGUCAGUAAUAGCGGACGCAAACUUUAAUACCUUGAAUGCUCACAUUCAUCUGAUAGCCAUUGAAGUAUGGACAGACAAGAAUAAAAUUGAUGAAAAUGGGAAUAGGUUACUCCAAGUUUUACAGUUAUUUUCUUUCUAUAAAAAACAUGUUCUUUAUCCUCGGAUCUCCAUGGAUUGGGCUCACUUAUUUGUGGGCAAGCAGUUUGGGGAUGCUGCGGGAUGGGCUUGGGUCUCUGGUGCUUGUCACUCAUUUACAGCAUCUUCAAUCAGCAGCCUACCCUGGAAAAGCCAUCUCGAUUACGCUUUGGGGUUUGUUCAUGAAAUGGGGCAUGGCUUCGGCAUGGCCCACGAUUCAGAGUUCUGUGUUUGUGCAGCCAAAAGGUGCCUCAUGGACUCUUCCCUGGGAGGCCGCACGUUCAGCAACUGUAGCUUUGAGAGUUAUUUUGAUUUUGUCACCAAGAAAGGAAAAUGUCUGUAUAACGUUCCAGGCGUGGUAUACAGGGUAGAGAGAUGUGGCAACAAAGUGGUGGAGAAAGGAGAGGAUUGCGACUGUGGCUCCAAAGCAGAAUGUAGACACGAUAAAUGUUGUUUGCCAACUUGCAAAUUUAAACGAAGGGCUCAGUGUAAUUCUGGUCUUUGCUGUAAACACUGCCGUUUUCAUCCACCAGGAAAGCUAUGUAGACCCAAGAGAUCUGAGUGUGACCUUGAUGAGUUCUGCAAUGGUACCACCAAUCUCUGCCCAGAGGACUUCUAUAAACAAGAUGGUACCCCCUGUGAUUAUAACAAGACUGGCCUUUGUUACCAAAAUAGUUGCCAUUCUCAUCUCCAGCAGUGUAGAAAGCUUUUUGGUCAUAGUGCCCGGAACGGUCCAGCUUGUUGCUAUGCACAAAUAAACCGAGGUGAUCGCUUUGGCAACUGUGGACUCCAGGACAUGGAAUAUAAACGAUGUAAACCUCAGGACAUAAUGUGUGGAAGAGUACAGUGUGUCAAUGUAAAGGGCAUCCCUUCUAUGCCUGAUCACACUUCAAUAAUUCAGACCCAUCUAGAUAAUGUUAUUUGCUGGGGAACAGACUAUCAUGCUGCAAUGGCGACCCUUAAUUUGCCUGAUAUGGGGGAGGUUAAAGAUGGUACCCCUUGUGGCAAGGGGCUCAUCUGUAUUAACAAGUCUUGUCAGAGUAGCUCUCUUCUCAAUUAUGACUGUGAUCCUCAGAAGUGUAGCCGUCGAGGAGUGUGUAAUAACAGGAGGAACUGCCACUGUGACUUUGGAUGGGCCCCUCCAUUCUGCACUGAGCCUGGAUAUGGAGGAAGCGUUGACAGUGGACCUCCCUCAAAAUGGGAGGGGAGAAAGAGUGUAUUCAGGCACCUAAAGUGGAAUCUUUUUGCUUUCCCUCCUUUUCUGACACUGUAUCAGUGGAUAUGGUAUACUCGCUUACUAAAAAUAGAUAGUUAAACAUUUUAAAAAUGCAAAGAAUUCUUAGCAAAGGAGAGAGAAAGAGCAUCUACAUCUUGUUCUUUCCCUGAACAAGAACAGACAAGAUCAUCUUGUAUAUUUACUUUGUAAAGAUAGAUGUUCUUCCUUUAUUUUCUUUUGUUGGAAAAAUAAAACAUUCAUUUUAAAAUGGGAAAUAAGGUUAUUCAUAAUGCUUUCUGCAUUUUGCCUUAUAAUUCUCUUAUAUUAAGAUUAAGGACUCCCAUUCAUCUGACUUUCAAGCCCCCAAAUUAAUCAUCAGAUAACUCCAAGAAAUCGCUGAUAAAACUGUUCUUAACAUCAGCUUUAAGUCACUAAUUGACCGCCUUUGGGUCAAGGGAAAAGAUGAAUUAGUUAAAGUAUUGUGAUUCUAAAUCAGGUUACUAUUCUAAUUCAUGUUUGAGGAAUUUAUUAAUCCCUGCUUAAACUUCUAUCGACUUGUCUAACAAAAAAUGAUUAGAUUGCUGGUAAGAAGGUAAGUCUAUUUAGUGCACUAAAUAGACUGCAAAACAUUGUUUCAGAAUUGAUAGUUAAAGAAAGAUAAAAGCUUCUUAUUCAGACUAGAUUAAGGACUUCAGACUAAACGACUAAUAUUAUUUUGUAAUAUGGUAGCUUAAAGAAGGGAUAGUGAGAAUGCUCAGGAUGCUUUCAUACAAAGAUGUUGAUGAAGAAUUAGUGAAAUUGUUAAGACCAGGACAAGAUUCUCCUUCUUAACUAGGGGUCUUAGCCUUUUCUUGUGUGGUGGCUUUCUUUAAUAAUCUGGGAAAACUUAUGGAUCCCUUCUAAGAACAAUAUUUUUAAAAAAUACAUGGGAUUGUAAUGGAAACUAGUCAUAUUGAAAUA